GCGGCCCCUCCCCCUCCCCCCCGCCGCCCACAGCGAAGUCCCCCUCCGACCGGCCCUCCGACCCACCACUCGCGGACCCUCAGCGUGGGCGUACGGUGUGCCGGCGGUGGUGCUAGUGGUGGGCGUGCCUGCCGUCAGUCUCAGGUUGUGGCGGGCGGCGAGCGGCGUUGCGGUGCGUGACCUUGAGCGGCUGUCAGGCUGGCGUUCCCGGGGUUUGGGGGCGCCUGCGGGGCGGGGGGCUCCGCGGGCAUGUACCUCAAGUCGUCCCCGUACUCUAUGAACGGCAUCGGCCUCACCAUGGCUGGGAUGGACUCACUGCAUCCGAGCAUGGGCUACCCGCCGCCCAGUGAGUACCUCUACGCCACCAACCCGAGGAAGCAGCGGCGGGAGAGGACCACCUUCACAAGGGCGCAGCUCGAUGUCCUCGAAUCUCUCUUCGCCAAGACCCGCUACCCUGACAUCUUUAUGAGGGAAGAAGUAGCUCUCAAGAUUAAUCUCCCCGAGAGCCGCGUGCAGGUGUGGUUCAAAAACCGCCGCGCCAAGUGCCGACAGCAGCAGAAGCAGCAGGCGGCGGGCGGCGAGAAGACCCCGAGAUCCAAGAAGGCGACCAAGUCUCCGCCGCCAUCCUCCACCCAUACCUCCCAGCCGUCAGGCCAGACCACCACGGGCGGCCUUGGGGCGGGCACCUCGCCGCCGCCCUCCGCAGGUGGACACAGAGACGCCUCGCCGCCGUCGCCACCGCCGUCGGUCAGCUCGGCGCCCCCCCUGCCCCUCACCCCGUCCUCCUCCACAACCUACAACCCCAUCUGGUCUCCCGCUGCCAUCCCUCCCUCGGGGUCCGCAUCCAUCCCGCCCAUGGGUGACUUGAUGUCGCCCGCAUGCUUGGAUCGUGCUACCAGAGCUACGCCGCUCCCUCAUACUACUCCAACAUGGACUACCUCACUCCCAUGUCACACUCACAGAUUAACGUACCGGUGAGUUCCAUGGCGUCCCUCAACCCCAUGGGCGGCGGCGGACAGCAGAUGGGCUCGCACUCGUCGGGAUCAGGUCUGGGGUCCUCGUCCCUAGUUUCUACGUCUCUAGGAACCUCGUCGCUAGGAUCAGCGGGGUCCCUGGGUUCUAGUCAGUCCCUGAGCCCGCGGACCCCACCCACCGUCAACUCCCUCACGCCCCUGCCCCCCGACUGCCUCGAGUACACGGACAAGAACACGGCAGCAUGGAAGUCCUAUCAGAGUUUCCAAGUCUUGUGAGCUGCAGAAGGUGACGUCUGACCCGAGGCCCUAGAAACGAACUGACGGACUGCCAUACUUUACCAGUGAAUCAGAAGCAACUUUUGUUUAGUUGUCAAAGCAACAAUAUUUAGUAGUCCAGAAUUCUGCCUGCGUCCUGGUGUUCCCAGCGUGAGAAGGUGAAAUAAUUGCAAUCAUCCUGUGUAAAAGACCAACAUCUCGCGUCCAUGGGAAGAGGCACUGUCAGCGUAGCAGUGGCUGCAGUGCGGGUGCCAGAUAUAAUCAUAAACUGACUGAUACAUUCCAAUUUAUAUUGAAAGCACCAUACAAAAGGCUGAGAAACGUGUGUAUGUAUGUAUAUGUACUAU
This is a messenger RNA of Penaeus monodon (black tiger shrimp), 1597 nucleotides long. Its product is annotated as homeobox protein OTX2-like. The record is from RefSeq and is a predicted model, not a curated record. Gene Ontology annotation, cellular component: nucleus. Lineage: Eukaryota; Metazoa; Arthropoda; Malacostraca; Decapoda; Penaeidae. Gene Ontology annotation, biological process: regulation of transcription by RNA polymerase II. Gene Ontology annotation, molecular function: DNA-binding transcription factor activity, RNA polymerase II-specific; RNA polymerase II cis-regulatory region sequence-specific DNA binding.